Molecule: messenger RNA, 5412 nt
Organism: Vitrella brassicaformis
Lineage: Eukaryota; Vitrellaceae
Source: the annotation of a GenBank genome assembly
CUCUUCUCUCAGAUCUGCGUCGUCUGACUCAUCGAUCUUGAAGAUGGCCGGUUGCUUUAGUCGCCUCAGGUGGUUCCCACAACAUCUCUCACCAUCGUCUUCCAGGGCCAUCAAAGUCCCGCCACCACUGCAUCGACAUGCCAACAGGUUUCUCGCCACGGCAGCAGCAGCAGCACCAUCAGCAUCAGCAGUUGAUUCAUCAUCACUACCACCACAAGCAGCAGGACCACAGACACAGACAGCAGCAUCAGCAGCCCCGCCCCCUCCACCUCCUCCUCAGAGCGACAGUGAGUUCCUUCCCCGGCUGCGCAACAUCGGCAUCUUUGCGCACAUCGAUGCGGGCAAGACGACCACCACCGAGAGCAUCCUCUACAACGCCCAGGUCAUCCACACCAGAGGGGCGGUGGACGAGGGCACCGCCGUCAUGGACUUCAUGGAACAGGUAACAGGCCACUCAGAGUGGCACUCACAACACGGCAACACGUCCCCCUCUCUCUCUCUGUGUGUGUGUGUGUGUGUGUGUGUGUGUCUGUAUUGGAUAUACAGGAGCGUGCGCACGGCAUCACGAUUCAGUCGGCGGCCACGACGUUCAUCUGGCAGGACUGCAAGAUCAACCUCAUCGACACGCCGGGCCACGUCGACUUCACGGCAGAGGUCGCCCGUGCUGUCCGUGUGCUCGACGGGGCGGUGGUGGUGCUCGACGGCCAGCGGGGGGUGGAGCCGCAGACGGAGAACGUCUGGCGACAGGCCAGCGAGGCCAUGCUGCCGAGGGUGCUCUUUGUCAAUAAGAUGGACAAACCCGACGCCAACCUGGUUUGUCGAGGGGGUGGGGGGCUUGAUGCCUGUGGUUGUAGUUGUGAUUGAGAUGUCACGGUGGCGGUGUGUUCGUGUGUUCGGUCAGGAGUACAGCGUGUCGAGUGUGUCGAGCCGGUUUGGGUGCAGGCCUGUGGUGCUGGUGGCGUCGGUGCCAUUCGACAGUGGCCCUGUCGAUGCGCUCGUCGACCUGUUCGACUUUCAGGUAGCCAGCCACCCACACACAGGACAGGACCUUCCUUCUCUGUGGUGUGAUGUAUGUCUGUCUGUCUGUCUGUCUGUCACACAGGCGUACCGUUAUGAGGCCACAGGGGUGCUGAAUCGCACCAGGAGGGCGGACACACCAUUGCCCAAGCAGUGGGACACCUCACAGCAGAUUCCAGACGCACUGGCGCCAUUCAAGAUCACACAAAUAGCGCUGCAGGUGAGAUGAGAGAGUGGGCGAGAGGGAGAGACACUGAGCGGGGGCUCAUAUCCUCACCUGUGUGUGUCUGUGUGCGUGUGUGUGUGUGUGUGUGUGUGUGAGAGUUUAGCGUCUGGUGGAUCAGAGGGUUGAGCUGCUGGAGACGGUUGCGGACCUCGAUGACGAGUUCGCUGAGCUAUACCUCAUGUAUGUGUCUGUGGAUGCAUCGACACACCGCACAGACAGAUGCGCCGCCAUACUUGCAGGGGGCUCUCUCUCUGUCUCUCUCUCUGUCUGUCUCUGUGUGUGUGCCAAUGAGUGCAGGAGUGACAGCUCCCCGCCCCGCGAGAAGUUCGACCAGGCCGUCAGACGUAUCACGCUCAAGCACAAAGGUCGGCUACCAUCGCCACCCCCCCACCCAUCCCUCCCUCCUUCCCUCCCUCCCUCCCUCCCUCCCUCCUCAGGUGUGCCUGUGUACUGCGGUUCUGCCUUACGCGACUGGGGUGUGGAUCUGCUGCUCAACGGGGUGGUGACGUGCCUGCCCUCCCCUUUGGACAGGACGCCCCCCCGUGUGCGGCCGUACAAUCCCACCACACACCUCAGUGUGUCGGGGGAGAGGGACAGGGACAAGGACAACAGGCUCAAGGUCAAGGGGCUGGUCAGCGCGCUGCCGACGUGUAUUGGGAAUGACCAACGGGUACGUGCCUGCCUCAAGUGGGGGUAAUAAGGGGCGGUUGAGGGAGGAUUCCUCAGUGCGUGUGUGUGUGUGGGGGCACGUGUGUGUGUCAGGUGUUGGUGCAGACGAACGUGAGUCCCUGUGCGCUGGCCUUCAAGGUCAUGUCGGACAAGAAGGGCGGACAGCUGGUCUUCUGCAGGGUCUACUCGGGUCUGUCAGUCAGUCCCACCAUCGAUCCCAGCCCCCCACACGCCUACGGAGAUCCUCCCUCCCUCCCUCCCUCCCUCCCUGCCCUCUUCGUAGGUGUGUUACGUGAGCGACAGCACCUGUACAACGCCACUCGCGGCGUCAAGGAGGCCAUCACACGCAUCUUCAGGGCACAUGCCGACCGCUUCGACAAGACCAACGCUCUCGCCGCAGGUAGGGUAGGGUAACCAAUCAACACCUGCAUCCACCCAUGGAUAUAUGGAUGGACACGCCCAGCUGGCCACACGUGGAGUGGAUGGAUGUCUGUGGCGUAUGUGUGUGUGUGUGUGUCAUCAGGCGACAUCGGCGUGUUGCAGGGCUGCCGGCAGACGCUCACGGGCGAUACUCUGCACGCCCUGACGAAGCCGGUGGAGCAGUCCUUCUAUGUGCUGGAGCACACAGGCACCGAGUGGGACCCACAGCCCGUCGCCUUUGCCGCUUUUGAGACCGAAAACGGUUGGUUUGUGGGCUGGGUGGGAUGUGCGUGUGGGUUGGUGAAUUUAUGGGUGCAGUAAGUAGCGGUGGCGGAUGGUCCUUGUGUGUGUGUGUGUGUGUGUGUGUGUAGCCAAGGAUGAGGAGAGGCUGCAGGUGGCGCUGAGGGAGCUGACGCUGGAGGACCCUUCUCUCCAGUUCCAUACCGACGUGCAGACCGGUCGGUCAGUGAAUAUGCGAAGAGACGCAGAGUGACAGACAUGGUGUGGUGUGUGGUUGUGGUUGUGGUUGUGGUUGCGUGUUUAGGUCAGUAUCUGAUGUGGGGCUUGGGUGAGCUGCACCUGCAAAUCGUCAAGGAAAGGCUCGUGGCCGACUGCGGUACGGGACAGGCAGGAAUGGCAUGCCGCAUGAGUGAGUGCAUCCUCCCCUCCAUUAUGUGUGUCUAUGUGUGUGUGUGUUGCUUGCUUCAUCCACACACACAUACACACACAUACACACACCACACAGGUCUGAGCGUCAAGAUGGGCAAGGUGGAAGUGGGAUACAAGGCAAGCAGCCAUCCAUCCAUCCAUCCAUACGGCUCUUCCUCUCUCUCUCUCCCUCUCUCUCUCAGGAGUAUUUGGAGGAACCGGCGAGUGGCUCGCUGGUCGACCAGCUCACACAAGGAAGUACGACACUCCCACACCCACACCCACAGGAAGAGAGAGAGGCGCAUCGCAUCCACACAGCAGCCAGGUUUUGUGCAUCCGCCCAUCAAUCAGACCGGGCCGCGUCAGUGGAGAUCAGCCUGCGUCUGGAGCCGCUGCCCCUGCCGGACCCCUAUGAACUCAGGGAACCACCAACCUCCACCUCUCCCUCUCCCUCUCCCUCUCCCUCUGACGACACCACAUCCACACAGGCAUCAUCGGCUGAUGAACAUGGUGCAGACGUGGCGGCCGAGAUAAGCAUGGCCCCACUGAGCGAGGCUGCAUACGCCAGCCAAGUGGGCACGCACAGAGAGAGAGACAGAGAGAGAGAUCGGGGCCUGGUGGCUGGUAUGUUGAAUGGUGUGUCUUUAGGUGAGUGUGGAGGUGAGCCCGCUGUCGCGCGAAUCGCUCAUCGACGUCCCCGGCGACGCGCUGGAAGGUGAUUGACUGACGGGAUGGGAUGGAUGUGUCAAUGUGUGUGAUGGGAACGCACCCCAUCUGCCCCUGGUGUGUACUGCAGCUGCCGAGAAGACGUUGAGCGAUGCGCUGAGCUCGGGGCCUCUCCUGGGAUACCCAAUGGUGUCACUGCAGGUAUGUAGCAGACACACCCAGACACACACAUGGGGUGCUGUCUUGGGAUGCAUGCCAUGCAGCCGUGGGUGUGUGUGUGUGGAGUGUAGGCGACGGUCGAUUCCAUCAAGUGGAACCAGUUCUCCACCAUUGGAGGUGAGAUGACACACAAGACGCUGCUGCACCAUCUCACCUCUGCUUGCUGUCGCUGCUGGCUGUGUGGCAGCGGUUCGUUCGUGUGCCGCCAAGCUGUUCCGGAGCCUGGUCAAGGGCCGGUCGGUGAGCCUGCUGGAGCCCCUGAUGAAGGUCGAGGUGGUCACACCCGACACACACCUCGGCAGCAUCCUCUCAGAACUGGUAUGCACGUACGUGUCAUGACGCCGAUUCUGAUGCACACGGAGAGCGAAAAGCGCUGUGUGUGUGUGCGGUUGCGGGAUGGAUGGAUGGAUCUGGGGUUCAGACGAGCUUCCGCCGAGGUCACAUCGUGUCGGUCUCGACGUAUGAGGACCCCCUGGCGAGCAGGAAGACCACCACGACCGCCUCCUCGUCGCGAUCGGACGCUGUGAGGCUGUCCAAAAUCAAUGCUGUGGUACGGUACGGUGCCGCACGCCAGCCAGCCAUCCAGACAGACAGACACGCCGACGGAUGGAUGGAUGGAUGGGUACAGGUGCCCCUGAGCACGCUUGAGGGCUAUUCAGCGGUGCUCCGGUCCAACAGCCGCGGGACUGCCCACUUCACCAUGACCCCCCACGGCUACGCUCCAGUGCCCGAAGACCUAGAGGAGCAGGCACGUACCCCUCCCCUACCCUCUGCCCCCCGAACAAACCUCACCACACAGACCUACCUUCAUUCUGUCUGUCUGUCCGUGCACCGCGAUGCAGAUCCUGACUGAGGCACGUGGGCUGCGCAGCUUGGGUCUCCCGUCAGAGAGGGAGAGGGAGAGGGAGGAGGCUGCAGAAGAAGGAGAGGAGGGAGAGGAGGGAGAGGGUAAGGUUGAGGAGGGGAUGGUGUACCUGGAGGGCGAGGAGCACGGCACCGUCAUCGUCGAGGAGGACGAGCAGCUCAAGUGGUCCUCAAAGGCGCUACACCAGGACACUCACCCAGGUAGGGUACACAGACAGACAGACGCGCAGAAAUGCUAGCUGCCACUGCAGCCGGACGUGUGUGUACCUGACCUGCGAUUGUCUGUGCCUCGUCUCUCAUGCAGAGCGGACGGAGGGCCAUGGAAAGGCGCACGGACGGUCAUCGGAGAGAAAGCUCUGAUAUAUCGAUGUCUAUCGUGAUCGAAUAGAUAGAUAGAUGGACCGACCGGCGCCGCAUUUUCGUCGUGUGUGUAGUGUAGUGUGUCUUGCAAGGCAGCCGGGCCAGCUGCUUAGGCAGCUCGAUAGGUCAGACAGGAUGGCAGUAGCUAGUUGUGCCGCCAUGUUAUCUAUUGGUCAUGCAGUUAGCCGUGUUUGGUCUUAUGUCUCUCUGCCGGUAUACAGACAUAUAUCGGUCAGGACAGCGGCGGCAGCCAGGCAGGAAGGAUCUGUUGUGUGUUUCUUGCGUGCGUGUAUGUGACGCAGCAAGCAAUGUCUGUAUAGUAG